Phyllostomus hastatus (greater spear-nosed bat) is the source of this 7354-nucleotide messenger RNA. It is a transcript of the gene MYSM1, whose product is annotated as Myb like, SWIRM and MPN domains 1. The transcript has 20 exons. Gene Ontology annotation, cellular component: BRCA1-A complex; BRISC complex. Gene Ontology annotation, biological process: double-strand break repair. The record is from RefSeq and is a predicted model, not a curated record. Gene Ontology annotation, molecular function: metallopeptidase activity; polyubiquitin modification-dependent protein binding. Lineage: Eukaryota; Metazoa; Chordata; Mammalia; Chiroptera; Phyllostomidae. The coding region runs from base 35 to 2536 and encodes 833 amino acids.
ACUCUCGGGAGAACGCAAAGGGUCACGUCCCAUCAUGGCGGCUGAGGAGGCGGAUGUGGAUAUCGAAGGGGACGUGGUGGCUGCGGCGGCACAGCCCGGAAGCAAUGAGAAUACAGCAUCUGUUUUACAAGAUCACUAUCUCGAUUCAUCAUGGAGAACUGAGAAUAGUCUAAUUCCUUGGACUCUGGAUAACACCAUCAGUGAAGAGAACAGAGCUGUCAUUGAGAAGAUGUUGUUGGAAGAAGAGUAUUAUUUAUCUAAAAAAUCACCUCCAGAAAAAUUCUGGUUUGAUCAAAAGGAAGAUGAUAAAAAAUACACAAAGAGUCCGCAGAAAACAGCAAAAACCAUGGUACAAUCUCCUACAAAACCAGCCAGUUUCUCAGUAAAGUGGACAAUAGAAGAAAAACAGCUGUUUGAACAAGGGCUGGCUAAAUUUGGCCGAAGGUGGACCAAAAUUGCAAAGCUGAUUGGAAGUCGUACUGUUUUACAAGUGAAGAGCUAUGCCAGACAGUACUUUAAAAAUAAGGUAAAAUUGGAUGGUCCAGAGAAGAAAACACCAAAUCAGAAGAACAGCAGUGAUCUUCAGAUUCAAAGUGAAGAUGAAAGCACACCAGUGUGGGCACCAUCAGGUUUAAGGGGACGUGCUGAUCCCAACCUGAAUGCUGUAAAAAUCGAAAAGUUAUCUGAUGACGAAGAAGUAGACAUCACAGAUGAGGCAGAUGAGAUGACUUCUCAAGCGCCCCAGGAGAAUCCUAGCAGUGAUCUCUUAGUAGACAUCCCUAAUAGUAAAAGUCAUGAAACUUGCCGAGGAGAAUUUAUCACCUCUGCCAGUCAGGAAGAUUCCAUUUCUAAAUCUUCGAAAGAAUAUCUUCAGAAUUUAAAGCAUGGUGAGGUGGAAACACUUCCAAGCUCAGGAAUUACAUUUUGCACUGAAAAACAGAGCACCAGUGACAAAAAAACAGUUGAAUUAAAUGAUCAGAAAUCUAAUAAACUGAUAAAAAGUUGUGAUAAGCAUGAUGGAAAUGGAAUAGUAGAUGAUACCAGGCUGUUGCCUUCUCCAGAGCCUUGUGAAGUUCAGAAAGAUUUGAGUGACAAUGAAAUGCUUUUUCAGUCCUACUGCCAAAUAGAGGAGGAGCACCAUGAGGAAGAAGAGCUUAAGCCACCAGAACAAGAAGUAGAAAUAGAUAGAAAUAUUAUUCAAGAAGAAGAGAAACAAGCAAUUCCUGAGUUUUUUGAGGGGCGCCAAGCUAAAACACCAGAACGCUAUUUGAAAAUUAGGAAUUACAUUUUGGAUCAGUGGGAGACAUGCAAACCGAAAUACUUAAAUAAGACCUCAGUACGUCCUGGCCUGAAGAACUGUGGGGAUGUUAAUUGUAUUGGACGGAUUCAUACAUACCUCGAAUUGAUAGGAGCAAUCAAUUUUGGAUGUGAACAGGCUGUGUAUAACAGGCCACAUCCAGUUGAUAAAGUGCGAAUCAGAGACAGAAAAGAUACAGUGGAAGCAUACCAGCUUGCCCAGCGCCUGCAGUCCAUGCGCACAAGGAGACGUAGGGUCCGAGACCCAUGGGGAAAUUGGUGUGAUGCAAAAGACUUAGAAGGACAAACGUUUGAGCAUCUCUCUGCUGAGGAGUUAGCAAGAAGAAGAGAAGAGGAAAAAUGCAAACCUAUUAAAUCUUCAAAAGUGCAAAGACCAACAAAAAGCUCAUUUGAUCCCUUCCAACUGAUACCUUGUAAUUUUUUCAGUGAAGAAAAGCAGGAGCCAUUUCAGGUGAAAGUGGCUUCAGAAGCACUUUUAAUAAUGGAUUUGCAUGCUCAUGUGUCUAUGGCAGAAGUGAUUGGUCUGUUAGGAGGAAGAUACUCAGAAGUUGAUAAGAUAGUUGAAGUCUGUGCAGCAGAGCCAUGUAACAGUCUGAGUACAGGCCUGCAGUGUGAGAUGGACCCUGUCUCCCAAACACAGGCCUCGGAGACCUUGGCUGUGAGAGGCUACAGUGUCAUUGGAUGGUAUCAUUCUCAUCCUGCCUUCGAUCCUAAUCCUUCCCUACGAGAUAUUGAUACUCAAGCCAAAUACCAGAGUUACUUCUCCAGAGGUGGUGCAAAGUUCAUUGGAAUGAUUAUUAGUCCCUAUAAUCGAAACAAUCCUUUACCUUAUUCCCAGAUUACCUGCCUGGUUAUAAGUGAUGAAAUUAGCCCAGAUGGCUCUUACCGUUUACCUUACAAAUUUGAAGUACAACAGAUGUUAGAAGAACCUCAGUGGGGAUUAGUGUUUGAAAAGACAAGAUGGAUAAUAGAAAAAUACAAGCUUUCCCGUAGCAGUGUCCCUAUGGGUAAAAUCUUUCGCCGGGAUUCUGACCUGACUUGUUUGCAAAAACUUUUGGAGUGUCUGAGGAAAACUCUAAGCAAAGUGACAAAUCGCUUCAUUGCUGAAGAAUUCUUGACUCAAAUAGAAAAUUUAUUUCUUUCCAGUUAUAAAAGCAAGCAGGGGAAUGGAGUAGCUGAAGAGAACUGUGCUGUGGGUUCGAAGGAAUUGUUGCUGUAAUGAUUUCAAAGUAUGACAUUUUAAUCUUGACACAAUAGAUCCUACUGUCAUGUAUAACCUUGAAAUUAUUGUAAUUUAGUUAGCAGUAGCACAGCUUUGAUGUUUUUUCUCUAAUUCACAAAAUCUGAACUUUGCCACAUAAACCACGUGACAAAAAAGAAGGGACAUGUUUGCACACAGCGCCACUGUGGCCUGCCGCUGCACCCAGUCCUGCGCGUGGUGGCCAGUGGGCGGCGCUGCGGGCACUGAAGGACCGCCCACUUCACUGUUGUCUUCGGGUUGAUGAGUGAGAUCUGCCUCUGGUUUUUAUUUCUCCCCCAACUGGACAUUCCAUUUUUUCUAUCUCUCCCGUCCUUUCCGUGUGUUUUGAUGAGAUGUGUUUAUUGUUGCAAAUGAGAAAUGGAUGGGUGGUCCCUGAGGCAAUUAACAUGGCUGAGAACUACUGAUUUAGUAAAUCUAACAACGUGCUGUGUGAGGCAGGGGAGGCAUAAGGGAAAAACCUGAAAAACAGAGAGGAGACCCAAAUGAGAGAAUCAAAUUGCUGAUUUUUUAAUCAUAGAUACUUGCUUCCAUUUUAUUUUAGAGCAACAAUACUACAGGAUAUGUGAUUUUCUCAGUUAUCUGAAACGUUUUAUAUGGAUUUCAGAUGCAUAAAAUAAUUAGUUUUAAUUGUAUGCCCCUUUACAUUAGUGUAUAGAUGAUAAAACCUCACUUAACUGCAGCACAGGUCAUCAGCACCCUCAAACUAGGUUUUUUCUACUACCUGCUAUCAGUAGAAAGAGGCAAAUUGCAGUAAAGCUUAAAUAAAUCAGAGAUUUAAUUUUAAAACAAAGCCUUCCACAACAUACUACAUAUGCAGCCCAGUUUUAUAUACUUUCUAAAUCUGGAACAGAAGUCAGCAAACUGUGUAAAGGGGCAGCCAGUCAGUAACUUCGGCUUUGCAGGACACACACAGUCUCUGUCUGAUGGGUUUCAUAUUUUUUUACAACCCUUUAAAAAUGUAAAAUCAUUCUUAACUCAUAAGCCUCACAAAACACAUUGCUGGCCAUUAUCCUCUAACCCCUGCUCUACAGAAUUGUAAAUAAUUAGAAUUUAUCUUCAGAUGGAUGAGCCUGAGACACUGAAAGAUAUUUCAUCAUUUUCAAACAACAAAACACAGAUUUAUGAUUUAUUACAUUUAGGUACAUUGUCAAAACAAUUAUGCUGCCUGAUUUAUCUUAACAGAUUGUAGUUUAUUAACCACUGAAUUAAUUUAUACCCAUUCUCCAAGCAUUCUUAUUAAUAACAGGUUUAUUGUAUCUAAUCUGGGUAUUCUGUGUUUUUACCUUUUUUGGUUAAUCCAUAGCCAAGGAAGAAUACGGCAGUAUUAGAAGGCUCGGUGAGCUAGUUUUAAAUGACCUGGGUAUGGACUCAACCUUGUGACUUUGGGGGAUAAGCUUACCUUCUUCGGACCUAAAUCUUUUGUCUCUGGGGUCUCAGUUAUCUUUCUAGCAUCCUUCUGGGUCUGAAUUCUUACACUUCAUUCUAAUUGUUGGACCACUCACCUGGGACUUUGUAUUUUGAGAUGGUACAGUUCCCAAAUUAGCAAAUGUUUUCAAAGAAAACUGGUAGUAUUUUCCAUUUCUCUAUAUGCAUUUAGGAUAAAAAACAUAACAUAACUUAUAAAGCAGUUACUUGUGGGACCAGGGUUAUAAGAGCUCUGGACCAAAAAUCAGGAAACCUGAGAGUUCUUAUCCAGUUCUGUUACCAGCUUUGCUGUGUUACAGUGAUAAAAAACUACAUAACCUGUCUGGACCUCGUCUAUAAUUCAGUGGUCUAAAUUUUGUGUGUAGUAUUUCUUUCCAAGGGCAGAAAAUCUCUGAUUCUAUACAAGGUAGUAAUUCAUUUCUUUGUACUCUUCUUUUUGACAUAUUUUCUUCAUUAUACAUUGGAAACAGAUCCUAGAAAAUGUUAUUAACUAGCUUUUGUGAUUGAAAUUUCCCUAUGAUAUUGAUAAGUUUGAGUGAUGGAAAAUAGUGGAAAUGUGGAAAUUGUUAGAAGUUCUGUUCUUAAACCUGGUUCCCCUGCAUGCCAUUGGUUAACUAUAUUUACUAAGCCAUACUCUGAGGAGCUCAAAGAUGGUAAUUCUCAAUUUAAAGCUUUAAAAGCACAAUUUUUAAAAUAAAAUGUUUUUUUAAAGACAGAAGCAUAAAAAUAUCUCAAUCCUACUAUCUAGAAAACCAGGGCUAACGUUUUAGUAUAAAUCCUUCCCCCGUGUAAGUGUAGGACAUUAAAAGCUGUGAUAUCUGCUCCCCUCCUCCUUAGUUCUCUCUGCUUCCUUUCCUUCUCUUAGCAUAUUGAACUAGUUUCAAAACUGCAGGCGCCCACAUUUCUGUCACUGCCAACCCUGGGCUACUGAGGGGAGUUGAAGCAGGCAGGUCCUAGGGGAAACUCUGAGGAAGUCUAAAACGGAAUGGCAGCGUGGUCAGUUCAGGAGGCAGGAUCUCAAAGGGAAACCUACCUCUCGUGAUGUUUACAGUAUGGGAGAUGGGGAAAUCUAAUCCUGAGGUAACAUUCAAACAAGGGAAAAUCAGUGGAACAGGAUCAGCAAAAUCAGGCUCUCCUUUCCUCUCCAUUGUUCUACCCGGGGCCCUCGGCCCUGUGUUCGCAGCCUCAUUAUGACGUUCAGGGCUCUAGACACUUGUCCUCUUGGACCUCUUCUUCCAUUAAAAAUUAAUACAUUAUCAUUGCACUUGUAUAAAGUCAAUAUAGUAUUAUCUAUAAAUAUGUCCUUCAAUCUAAAAGAGUUUUUUUUUUUUCUGAAUUUCAAGGAAAUUAAAACAUUUUCAUUGGCCUGAGACAGGAUGCCUAAUUGGAUGAAUUGGCCCUGAAGGCUGUCCUUAGAAAAAAUGUGAGUCACUGUCCGUCCCCUGCAAAACCCGUCUCAUAAACCGUGGUGUAGCUUAGUCGCUCCAGCCAAAGACACGAGAGUUCCUGCAGCCUUGUCUUCAGACGUGAACAUAGUUCUGAAACUCAGCAGUACUGCUGGGACCGUUCAUCCUCAAAAAAGAGAUAGGCAGCAGCAGGUAGUUUUAAUUUUCAGGUAGACAUUUUCCGAUCCUUAGUCUGUAGUUUCAAAACUCAUCAAUAUAUCCUAGCAAUUUUUCUCCAUUUCCCUCAAGCCCUUUUUUCAUCCCCACUUGCUCUGCUUCUUACAAUGUAAGCCUAAGGUCAUUCAUUCUAUCAUUUGUUGAAAGUAGGACCUGAAGAACAGAGAUGAACACACCCAUUAGUAUUUCCCAGAAGCUGAUUAAUGCUGCCCCAGCCUUCUCUCUGUAAUUUUCCUCCUCAUAGGAGUGGGGUGAGGUCUGUGAUGGGCAGACUGGAAGUGGGACCAGAGCUUCUAUAGCUCUCUGGGCAGCAGAAGAGACUGGCUUCAGUGUGCCAACCUGAGCAGCUUCCUGUGUGUCUUGCUGCACCUAACAAGGUGAGCUGUAGGACCUGAAGGAACUGAUAGUCAGGAUGCCCUGGGAUUGAUGCUUUGCCUUGCACCUGUGUAAGAGCCGUAUGACACCUGAACACCUGAAAUGUAGCUCCCUGUCCUCAGGUCAUCAGCAGAUGUCCAGUUGACAGAUUUCUCAGUAGGAAUUAAGUCAGGAUACUCAAAUUUUUUAUUUUUUAUUUUUUAUUUACACUUCUACCAAUGGCUAGAGUCUAACUCUGGAGUCACACUAAAGCAGUAAGGAAAACUUACUUCACUCAAGCACAAAGAAGAAAAGCACAUACAUUUUUAUCAUCCCUUCCAUCAGGGUUAAUGUACAAAUUAAACAAAUUUGAUCUGCUCUCCAGUUUACCAGGAGUUUAAUAAUUUUCUUACAAAUUAAUACCAGAUUUUGCAGUGUUUCCAGAAAGUCACUGUGAAGAAUAAUGUAACAUAUUUAAUUCCUUUUCUUAGGAAUUUAAGAAAAGAAAAACCUUUUCCUAAAUGGUUUUAUGUAUGCCGUUUCUCCAAACGAUUCUCUCUUUCUCGCCCUCUCAUCCCUCUCUCUCCCUCCCCUUCACCCCCUCUCAUUUGAACUGUAAUUUGUGGUUUCUGAUAUUUUUCUAAUCUUUAAGUCACUUUAAAUCCUUUCUAGAACAAGAUGGAGAAGUAUGGUUCCUCCCAGCCCCAAUUAAUUAACUCUUGAUAUCUUCUUGUUUUUAUUUUCUUCCUUUGAAUAUAUUUAUGAAUACAUUCAUAAGGACUGUAAUUUCAGGGGGAAAUGCCUGAUUUGCUAUCUUUGAGGUUUCCUAAAGUAGUCUCUUAGGAAUUAAGAAGGAUGUUAAAUAUGAUUUCAUAGUUUGUAUUCCUGUUUCAUGGGGUACAACAAUAUUUUUUCAACCUAUUAUAAAAUAAUAUUUAGAUUCUAGCAUGACUUAAGUAGAUUACUUAAAUAUAUCUUUAAAUUUAUGAAUUGACAUGUAAAUUGUAUAUUUUGUAUAAGUUUACUGUGAUUAUUGAUAAACCUGUUGCUGGUUUCCCCAAAUGUUAUCAGUGUUUGUAGAUUUCUUUUUAUUUGAAUUUUUGAAUGUUCUGUAACAAAAUAUGAUUUAAGCUAUUUUGUACAUUUAAAUGAUACCAUGUUGUCUAUAUCUGUAUUAAGGAAUAUUGUGGAUAUUAAUGUUCAUACAAUUAUGAAAGCUUUUUCUCAAAAUGAUUGAACUCUCUUCCCUAUACUUAACUGUGACAUAUUAUAAAAUAUAUGAUUUUAAACUUUGGGAUUUAUCUUGUAAAAAUUAAAGGGAAACAUUCUGAAGAUUCUAUAUAAAGUUUUGAAAAUAAAGCAGUAAAUAAUUUUG